This is a messenger RNA of Erinaceus europaeus (western European hedgehog), 3584 nucleotides long. RefSeq names its product TLE family member 6, subcortical maternal complex member (gene TLE6). Gene Ontology annotation, biological process: peptide metabolic process; proteolysis. Lineage: Eukaryota; Metazoa; Chordata; Mammalia; Eulipotyphla; Erinaceidae. The transcript has 19 exons. Gene Ontology annotation, molecular function: protein binding; metalloendopeptidase activity. Gene Ontology annotation, cellular component: mitochondrial intermembrane space. The record is from RefSeq and is a predicted model, not a curated record. The coding region runs from base 120 to 3569 and encodes 1149 amino acids.
GGCGCCUCGCCGGCCGCCGCCGCCUCGCGCCUGGGCGUGCGCGUUUCCAUGGAGACGCCUUCGCCGCCCCGCCCUGCGGCCCCCAGGCAGCCCGCGGCGGCCGGGCGGAGCGGCGGCGCAUGCGCAGAGCCGCAAGCCGCGCCAGCGCACACGCGCCACGCAGUGGGCGGGGCUGCGGCCGCGCAGGCGCAUCGGGGCCCGAGCCUCCCAGCGUGCCCCGGGCGGCCACGGCGGGCACCGCGGACGGAGCGGCCCUGGCGGCGACUGAAGGGGCCGAGUCGAACCCGGUGCCGGGGGACGCCGCCGGGCCGCCCACGCCCGCCAUGAAGACUCCCGAAGGCUGCGCGGGCGACCCGGACCCGGACCCGGGCCCGGACCCGGACCCGGAGGAGAGCGCCCUGCGCUGGGACCUAAGCGGCCCGCAGAUCCUGGCGCUGACGGAGCAGCUGAUGGCACGCACACGCCGCGUGUACGACACGGUGGGCGCGCUGCCCCGCGACUCCGUCACCUACGGCAACACCCUGCGCGCGCUGGCCGACGCCGAGGCGGCCUACACGGUGCAGAGGAACGCGCUGGACUUCCCGCAGCACGUGUCGCCCUGCAGGGCCGUGCGCGCCGCCAGCACCGAGGCCGACAAGCAGCUGUCGGACUUCGACGUGGAGAUGAGCAUGCGGCGCGACGUGUACCAGCGCGUGGUGUGGCUGCAGGAGAAGCUCCCCGCAGACUCGCUGAGCCCCGAGGCGGUGCGCUACCUGGAGCGGCUGGUGAAGCUGGGCCGCAGGAACGGGCUGCACCUGCCUGAGGACGUGCAGGAGGAAAUCAAGAGCCUCAAGAAGAGGCUGAGCCUGCUGUGCAUCGAGUUCAACCGGAACCUGAACGAGGACACCACCUUCUUGCCCUUCACCCGCGAGGAGCUGGGGGGCCUCCCGGACGACUUCCUGGACUCCCUGGAGCGGCUGGAGGACGGGCGGCUCAAGGUGACGCUCAAAUACCCGCACUACUUCCCGCUGCUUAAGAGGUGCCACGUGCCCGACACGCGCCGCCAGGUGGAGACCGCCUUCAACCGCCGCUGCCAAGAGGAGAACCGCGCCAUCCUGGCGGAGCUGCUGGCCCUGCGUGCGGAGAAGGCGCGGCUGCUGGGUUACUCCUCGCACGCCGACUACGUGCUGGAGAUGAACAUGGCGCGAGACAGCCUGGCGGUGGCCGACUUCCUGGAUGAGCUGGCGCAGAAGCUGCGGCCGCUGGGCGAGCGGGAGCGCGCGGAGCUGCUGGCGCUCAAGGAGGCCGAGUGCGCGGCGCGGGGGCUGCCGUUCGACGGGCGGCUGCGGGCCUGGGACCUGCGCUACUACCAGAGCCGCGUGGAGGAGACGCGCUUCCGCGUGGACCACGAGCAGCUCAAGGACUACUUUCCGCUGGGCGCCGUCACGGCCGGCCUGCUCGGCCUGUACCGGGAGCUGCUCGGCCUGCACUUCCGCCCCGAGCCUGGGCCCGCGUGGCACCCCGACGUGCAGCUCUACGCCGUGCACGACGCCGCCUCCGGCUUCCUGCUCGGCCGCUUCUACCUGGACCUCUACCCGCGGGAGGGCAAGUACGGCCACGCCGCCUGCUUCGGCCUGCAGCCCGGCUGUGCGCGACCCGACGGCAGCCGGAGGGUGGCGGUGGCGGCCAUGGUGGCGAACUUCAGCCGGCCGACGGCGGGGGCGCCCGCGCUGCUGCGGCACGACGAGGUGGAGACGUUCUUCCACGAGUUCGGCCACGUGAUGCACCAGCUGUGCUCGCAGGCCGCCUUCGCGCUGUUCAGCGGCACCCGCGUGGAGCGCGACUUCGUGGAGGCGCCGUCGCAGAUGCUGGAGAACUGGGUGUGGGAGCGCGAGCCGCUGCGGCGCAUGUCGGGCCACCACCGCACCGGAGAGCCGCUCCCGCCCGCGCUGCUCGAUCAGCUCCUCGCCUCCCGCCAGGCCAACGCGGGGCUCCUCAACCUGCGGCAGGUGGUGCUGGCCAAGCUGGACCAGGUGCUGCACACGCAGCCGGGCGCCGACCCUGCCGACGAGUACGCGCGCCUCUGCCGGGACGUGCUGGGCGUGCCCGCCACGCCAGGCACCAACAUGCCAGCCACCUUCGGGCACCUGGCGGGCGGCUACGACGCGCAGUACUACGGCUACCUGUGGGGCGAGGUCUUCUCUGCAGACAUGUUCCACACGCGCUUCAAGCGCGAGGGUAUCCUGAGCACCAAGGUGGGCAUGGACUACCGUCGCUGCAUCCUCAGCCCCGGUGGCUCCCAUGACGCGGCGGCCAUGCUGCGGCAGUUCCUGGGCCGCGAACCCAAGCAGGACGCCUUCCUGCUCAGCAAGGGGCUGCCCGUGGAUGGCUGCCCGCAGAAGGACGGCGCCGCGCCCCACCUGCCCCCCACGGGCCCCAAACCCCCCCAGUUCUGGCAGGAUGCUCUGAUUCAGCAAGUGGCUCACACCAGCCUCGGGCAAGACCAGCACUGGCCAGGGGCCCUGAAGCCAGAAGAACCAGCCCUGGACCCUAUCAGAAAGGACUACCCUUAUCUGAACCCCAUAUACUGGCACGCCAGCGACUUUGAGGACACGUGGGAACGGCGGGUGUGCCUGCCCUGGCAGUCGAAGAGGCGGGUGGUGCCGCAGAGCGUGGAGAGGGUGCGGGUCCUGCACCACGGGGGCCUGGUGCGUACCGUGGCCCUCAGCAGCUUCACACGCCACCUCUUCACCUGCGGCGGGGGCGUCAAGGUGUGGAACCUGGCCAGCCACCAGGGGAACAUGUUCCCCGUCGCCCACCUCAGGGCACAGACCCCAGGUGGGAGCCUGCACUCCUGCCUGCUGUCCCCCGACAACUCCCUGCUGCUGGUGGGCGGGGACAGCCUGGCGGGCGUGAGCCUCUGGGACCUGAAGGCGUCCUGCCUGCACGAGUGCGCCCAGAUGCCCUGCAUCGGGCUCUCCAGCCAGGCCCUGGGUGUCUGCACCGAGAGGUGCCUGGUCCUUGCCAGCUUCUCCCAGGGCUCCGUGCGCGCCUGGGACCCCAGGACCCAGCAGGUGGUCAGGGACCUCAGGGGGCCUCCCGACUCUGCCAUGCGCCUGGCUGUCAAGGGACAGACAGUGUGGACCGGGGGCCUGGACUCCUGCCUCCGCUGCUGGGACCUCAGAGCCCCCAGCAAGCCCCAGGAGUUUGACUUUGAGUCUGAAAUCAUGGGCCUGUGCCCCCACCCCUUGGAGAACCUGGUACUGGUGAGUACAGCCAACGGCCAGCAGUGGCUGCAGUCCACCGAGAAUCUGGAGAGGCGGAGUGUGGCCUUCAAGGACGUUCUCAUUGUGGACCUCAAGUUCUCGCCCCAGGGUGAGCAGGUGGGCGGGCCGGGCCCCCCAUCCAUGCCGGUCAGGCUGCCUGGCUGUUGGGGGCAGUGUUGCGACAGGCCGAGCGGGCUCCCUGGUCACCCCCAGCUGCCGAGCCCCCCAGUCCUCACUGUGCUCAGAUGCCCCACCCGCAGGGCUGAGACCCACCCUUUCAGCUGUCACCCUCGCCCCUGUCGCCCCCAGGCCAGUGGUGGGUGAGCGUGGGCAUGGACG